UAUUUAAGUGCAUUUUUUCCAAUUUGUUGAGCAGAGGUAACGAUGAGUGUCUUGCGCUUACCUUCUUGCUCUCGCUGUCCACAAUCAGUGGUUGUCUUUAUGGCUUUCAUUUUUGCUCUUUUCCACCAAACUUGCAGUGCCAAGCAUCGCACACCAUGUCCAUCUUCUUCAUGCGGCGAAUUUCGCGACAUAAAAUAUCCAUUCCGACUGAAAGGCGACCCUCGCGGUUGCGGCCUCCCCAACUACGAACUUGAUUGCGUGAAUAACAGGACAGUGCUUACUCUGUUUUCAGGAAAAUACUAUGUGAAGGAAAUCGAUUACAGUAGGUACGAAAUCCGGCUGAGUGAUGCGGGUGUUGUGGAGGACACUUCUUGCUCUUUUCCUCGCCAUUUCUUAUCCACACAAAAUUUCAGUAUUUUUGAUACUCAUCCGCUGACUACUUCGUUUGUGGAGGAAUAUCUUUAUGAGCCUCCAAAAGUAGUGUUUCUAAACUGCAGCCACCGAGUGAUUGAUGAUCCUCGAUAUGUGGAAGUGAAAUCCGGCGGUUGUGAUUCCGGUGGUGGCGUUAUCUACGCCGUUCUGGAUCGCAAUGAGGCUGGUGCUCCGGAAUUUACAGUGAUGGACGUGAAGGCCGGGUGCAGAUUAAAGGUUGCUACCUUCACAAACUGGACACAUGACAGGAAGGUUUCCUAUGCUGAUAUCCUCAGAUCUCUGGAAGAAGGAUUUUGGUUGAGUUGGUUACCACUUGUUUGUAGGGAUCACUGUGGAAAUGGUGUGUAUUGCGCCCUCAAUAAAACCACACAACAAAUUCAAUGCAGUUUUUGUCAAAUCUUCAACCAGGAUACCCUCAAUUGUGGAAUUCUAUCGCGGAUUCGUGGAUACACUACUGGUUUCUUUAAAAGCAUCAUAAAAGGAUUUGUCAAUAGGAUAAAAACUGUAAAUCGAUCAUUGUCGGUCUGGAAUGAUGCAGGAGAAUUCAUAGGUCAAGAUAUUAUACCAAUACUAAUAGCAACUAGGUAUUUAUUUGGACUCUCACUUUUGCUAGUGCUAUUCAUCUAUAAAUGGCGACGAAGACAUUUUUCAGUGUAUGAAAACAUUGAAAACUUUUUGUUAGACAACUAUAUAAAUCCCAUUAGAUACAAGUACAAAGAAGUCAAGAAAAUGACUAAAGGUUUCAAAGUGAAAUUAGGAGAAGGAGGUUUUGGUUUUGUUUACAAAGGAAAGCUUCAAAGUGGAUUAGAUGUAGCAGUAAAGAUGUUGAGUAAAUCCAAAGAUAAUGGACAAGAUUUUGUUAAUGAAGUAGCUACUAUUGGAAGAAUACAUCAUGUGAAUGUAGUACGUCUUAUUGGAUAUUGUGUCGAAGGAAAAAGGAGUGGUCUAAUUUAUGAAUAUAUGCCUAAUGGGUCAUUGGAUAAAUACAUUUUUUCUAAAGAAGGAAGUAUUCAUCUAAGUUAUGAGAAAAUUUAUAAAAUAUCCCUUGGAAUUGCUCAUGGCAUAGCAUAUCUUCAUCGAGGUUGUGAUGUGCAAAUUUUACAUUUUGAUAUAAAGCCUCAUAAUAUUCUUUUAGACAACAGUUUUACUCCAAAGGUUUCAGAUUUCGGACUUGCAAAGUUGUAUCCUACAAAAGAUGGAUCUAUAAUUUUGACUGCAAUAAAAGGAACAUUGGGUUACAUGGCUCCAGAAUUAUUCUACAAAAAUGUAGGUGGAGUUUCUUAUAAAGCCGAUGUUUAUAGUUUUGGAAUGCUUUUGAUGGAAAUGGCAAGUAGGAGGAAAAACUCAGAUCCUCGUGCAGAACAUUCAAGUCAACAGUAUUUUCCCUUUUGGAUCCAUGAUCAAUUUAAAGAAGAGAAAGAUAUUGAUAUGGAAGGUGCUUCAGAAAUGGAUAAGAAUCUUAUAAGGAAAAUGUUCAUAGUUGCACUUUGGUGUGUACAAUUUAAGCCAUGUGAUCGUCCAACAAUGAGCAAGGUUGUAGAGAUGCUUGAAGGAAAAGUUGAAAAUCUUGAAAUUCCUCCAAAACCUUAUUUCUAUCCUCAUGAAAUGUUAGAACAUGAUGGUACAAUCAACUCUAACGAAAUAUCCUGGAGUGAUUCAACUACUUAUAAUGUGAAUGUUGAUGAAAACAUGUCUAAUCACUCUUCUUUGGAAUAACUCAUUUAGUAGGAGUUAAUUAUUAUUAUAUACAAAUUUGUAAUUUAAAGUUGAGGCU
Molecule: messenger RNA, 2206 nt
Organism: Vigna unguiculata (cowpea)
Lineage: Eukaryota; Viridiplantae; Streptophyta; Magnoliopsida; Fabales; Fabaceae
Product: LEAF RUST 10 DISEASE-RESISTANCE LOCUS RECEPTOR-LIKE PROTEIN KINASE-like 2.4
Biological process (GO): protein phosphorylation
Molecular function (GO): protein kinase activity; polysaccharide binding; ATP binding
Source: RefSeq, a predicted model, not a curated record